Molecule: messenger RNA, 5335 nt
Organism: Carassius auratus (goldfish)
Lineage: Eukaryota; Metazoa; Chordata; Actinopteri; Cypriniformes; Cyprinidae
Product: ataxin-7-like
Exons: 14
Coding region: 1261-3849 (862 amino acids)
Source: RefSeq, a predicted model, not a curated record
GUUCAAUAGAUGUUGACAGUGGUGGAAAGUCUGAAUCAUUUCCGAGAAUCGGUUCAUUAAAACAGUUAUUUUUAAAGACCCGUUAAAAAGCAAUUCAGCAAUUAUUUUACGACAUAACAACGCCGGAUAUGUGAAACAUGCUGUUCUCGGUUCAGACUCAGAGUGACUUAUUCAAACUUAUUCUCCGAAAGAUCCGAUUCAAAAGUUUCACGAACCGUUUCAGCCUAAAUGUCCAGGUUUCUCUCAUCAGCAAAGUCAUUUCACAAUUGUGCGCAAAUGACUCUUUCAAACGUGAGAAACUCUUGCUAUAUAAGUCAAGUAGUUUUUGACAGUGUGCUCGUAGGUCCGCGAAUCGGUUCAUUCAAAUCAGUUUAUUUUAAGAACUGUUUAAAAAAGAACGAUUGAUUCAGCUCACAAACAAAGUAAUUUAGAACAUCAAAAAAUAUUCAUUAGUAUAAUAUACAUUCCGAAACUUGAUUAUAUUCAUAUCAGCUAAGUUAUGUUUCGGUUCUUGGUUCAUAAUUCUAAAGGUGUCGGUUGCACUGCGAAUCGAAUCGGUUUAGUGAUUCACAAAUCGCGACAGUAUAUCCCUAACCGGCAAGGGUUUAUUGUCGUUGUGAUGAUGCCAAUAUCAUUUCAAAUUUGUGUCGCCUCUGAUUAGUGUGUUUUAACUUCCCCAAAUGUAUGUAAAAGCGUUAAAGCGAAGUGCAGUAGCAGGCUGUGUUUCAAAACCCAUUGAACCGACUACCUAGACCUACACAGCCUAUUUGGGCAGCGAGGGCGCGUCUGGGACGCUUGAAAAGCUGAUACGAACGCGUCCCGACUGCGCAAACGACUCACAAAAACAAACGGGAGCGUUGCAAGUGCACGAACGACGCCCAGAAAUGCUUUCUAGGCAGGCAGCGCGGUCGUUUUUGACACACCACCAUAACGUCCAGUGACAGGCGUGCACGGUGCAUGCGUGCUGCUGGAGUCAGUCAGUGACGUUCUUGUCCCAGAAUGCUGCCUGGUAAACAGACAUGGAAGCACCUGGUAAAGACCUCCACAGUCACUGAGCACUGCACUCGCUCUUUGAACUGAUCUUCAUUUCCAAUACGCCCUAAAGCCUGCGCCUUUGUUCUCUCUAGAGCUCAACCGGGACCUCUGAAGUCCAGGGCACUGAUUCCCUCACCAGUGGCAGUCUGGAAUCACCAUAGCUGAUGAGGAUCUACUUGACUUGACCAGUUUUGUUGCAAUUUUUACUUUUGACAAGCGGAAAGAAUGUCGGAAAGGGCCGAUGAUGACGUCAGGGGGGGCCAGCAGCAGCAGCAGCGCAGAGCGGCCAGGCAGCUGAAGCAGCGGGGAGAAGCCUCCACAGCAAUGGCGACUGUUGCGGAGCGCAGAUCCCUGCCUAGUCCUGAAAUAAUGCUGGGACAGCCUUGGAACAGCUGGGUCGAUGCUGUGAAACUCUACGGGAGCGACGGUACAGAAUUGGAGGAAAGUUUGAAAGAGUGCGGGAAAAAUCGUGAAGCCAUGAGACUCUGCAGAGACGACAUGCCCAUCUUUGGCCAAUGUCCUUCCCAGGAUGACUUCUACUUGGUCAUGUGCAGCCACUGCAGUCAUGUAGUCAAACCCCAAGCCUUCCAAGCACACUACAAGAGAAGACACAGCUCCAGCAGCAAGCCCCCAGCCAGCUAUGCCGCCCCUGCUGCGUUUGCAAACUCUCGAAGUAAGGGCAGCCUUGGGGGUGGAGUCGGGUUCGGGAGUGGUAGUACACUUGCACGCCCCUCCGUUGUAAACAACAGCACCCCCACUAAAAUCUUAAAAUCAACCAAAGAGAAGAUGCCUCACCGGAAGCCUCACUUCCCCUAUAGGGUGCCGCAAGAAGAGAGCCCAAUUCCUACAGUCAAAGGUCCAGAGAAAGGUCCAGAGAAGGUCAAUUGGAAGGUGGAAUCUUCACCCAAACUCCCCCAUGUGCCCACCUCUUCUUUCACUUCCUCCUCCUCUUCCUCCAAUACUUUGUCAGGCCUUAACUUCCCCUCCAUACCAAAGGCUUCACAGCUGGCCUCUGGUCAGAUUCCCAAUGGAAAGGGCCACCUCUUGUCCCAAGAAAAGAAACAGGACAGCAGCAGUGCCAUUAGCAGAAGACCUUUGUACAAGAGACAAGAGCGAGAGUUUAAUCCAGAUGUCCAUUGUGGGGUUAUGGAUAUGACAGCACGUAAGCCAUGCACAAGAUCCUUAACAUGCAAGACACAUUCCAUAAGCCAGAGGAGGGCGGUGCUCGGGCGACGGCAACGCUUUGACACGCUUCUCGCUGAGCACAAGAGCAAAGCACGUGACAAGGAGCUGCAGUUCAGGUUGGACCCUUCACACCCAGCACCCCCUCUCAGGGACCCUCACCCUCCCCCCUCCCGCAUCUCACAAGACCUUCACCCGGCCUCCCAUGGCAAUGGCACUGCCGAUGCCACUAAGCCUUUGCCCCACAGCAAACCCAAACCUCAUAAUUCGGGGCUUCCACGACUCAACAGUAGUAACUCUCAUAGUGGAGGAGACCCAGCCAUGGUCCACGACCAGGCCCAUCAUUCUCACCCAGCCCCUGUUGGCACAGAGACCAGCCACCUCUCCAGUGAUGAGGGGGAGAACGAGGAGAGAGAGGAGGCCACCGAGAAACUGGACUGCCAUUAUUCAGGUUACCACCCACGACCAGCUGCUUUCUGCACUUUUGGAAGUCGAUUGUACGGUAGAGGUUGUUACGCGUUCGACCGACGCUGGGAUCAAGUACGGUGCGCUCUCACCACCAUGUUUGACAAGCAUGUCAACUCACAAUUGUGGAAGAAAAUCCCUCUGGCGAUGGAGAACUCCGCAACAACAGUGACAACCUCUCACCGGACAAGCACAAACUCCCAUUCUUCCUCAUCCUCCUCCAUUUCUGCAGGGUUUCUCAGCUUGUCCUCACCACCGCCUUAUGACAGCAAGCCAGUCCUGUCAUAUGGCACCACCCUGAAUGCCCGCUCUUCUCCACAAGCCUCCUCCACUGAGCAGCCCGCCUACAGUAGCACUUCUAGACAAGUGUCAGCCUCAUCACCCCAGAUGCCUUCAGCCCACUCGUCCUCGCUACCCUCAUUGGGCUCCAACAGACCCCUUAAAUCCCGAUCCAGUACAAAGUCCUUUAAGGCUCGGGAGCCAUCCUCCAGCCUAAGUAACUCUGUCAUCAAGGGCAGUACCAACAGCAGUGCUAGCAUCAGCGGUAGUCUCAGUUCAGGCAAGAAGCGGAAAAAUAGUUCCCUGCUUACCACCAAUAGCACUUACACCUCUGACUCCUUCUCAUCCUCAUCUUUUAAGAAGAACUGUGCGGUAAACUCGGUUAGCCUUGGCAGUGCCUACCACACAUCGCUUGCCUCCACCCCCUCUUCAUCUUCAUCGUCAUCAACGUUGUCAUCAUCCCACAGUGGGGUUUACAGCGUGGGGGUAAAUUGCACCCCAGGCAGGGCCAACUCUUUGAGCUUGAAGCAGGAUUCGACAGGACGUGGCCCUCCCUCAGGCAGUCCAGCUGAGUCCAUUAAACGCAUGAGCGUAGUGAUGAACAGCAGUGACUCCACCCUCUCCCUCGGGCCAUUUGUUCACCAGAGCAGCGAUCAUCAUGCAGAUUCACGUCUAGAAGCCAAAAGGAGGAAGGGCUCACCUGGCUCUAGUAGCCUCAACAGCACAGUGUCAGGAGCAGGAGUGGGAGGAGGACAAGGUCCUGGCAGGCCCAAAAUGGCCAAGUCUCCAUCAAUCAACAACAUCCACAGCAAGCACGUUCGCUCUAUACCUGGACCCCCAGGGCUCCCUAACAAUUCACUCAUACAUCAGCCAAAGGCUCGUCCCUGACACAGGUGAGGAGGCUCUGAGCAUGCUGAGCAGUAGGCUGGACCCAGAGCUCCCUCAGCCCCCUCAUGUCACUCUGCACGAGGCCUUCUUUUUCUCUUACUCUUCCCACAAUCCUCAGGGUGGAAUGCACACUGGGUGGCCCAUUGAUGUCCUUCGUGAGGAUUUCCUCCCAAAGCCAUGCAGGGGCACUCUCCGGGGAUAGGAUAAUAAGCCAGACAGAUACAGUUCUCCUGUCGGAGGUUAUAAUGAAUCUAUACAAUGCACCAUUGGGUACAAAGCCUGCUGCGUAGAGCAUGAGCUGCCCAGCCUGAGCACUUGCGCUGGGGUCAGAACAGGUACAGAUUUGAGCUGGUGCGUAGCCUCGCCAACACUACCAAGCAUAGGACAGAUGUGCGACGUGAACAACAUGAGUGGCUUUACUGAUAUUCUUCAGUAUGUUAGCUUGAAGGUGUGGACAUACGAGAACAUACUGGACAUACUGGAAACUGUAAUCCUACUCAGCCUUGGAGGAAGUGUACAGGAGAGCAACAUCCCUGAAGUUAGACACACAGUCAACUUAAGUUAGUCAUACACAUGAUCUCUCACUGGAAGGCUGUAUUAGAUUGAGCUAAACUCACUGCGGAUACAGAUAGACAUGACAGGAGUGGAGUUUCAAAAUGAGCAACCUAAACUUAAAGAUUAUGCAAACUAGACAUUUUUUAGACCAAAUUUUGUUUACAGGUUAGCAGAUGUAUAGCAAACAGAACAAGAUAUUUAUCAUAUACAAUUUUCCAUUUAUUUUUGAAAAGUGUUCAAUUAGAUUUUGUUUUAUUUCAAGGGGAUUUUUUUUUUGACUUCUUUCAGAUAAGCUAAAAGAGAGUUCUUUUAGGCUGAUUUAUUGCAAUUUCUUUUUUACAGAACAAUCCAACCCCUAAAUCAAACUCUGAACACCUUGUAUUAACUCGAAAGCACUAGUUUUUGGUGUUGCCUAGCCUAGCAUGUCUUUACUGAAUCCUGAGCAACAGUCGUCUCUUGAAGCUCCAGAAAACACUGUAAUCCUCUUAAAAAACCAUGCCUUGGACAACACAGAUAUUUUAGGUACAUUAAGGGCUUGAUUCAGUGAACCUUUUAGCACAUGCAAAAAUUGCUCGUGUCAGAGCAAAAUGAGAGACGGCAGGUGAUGCUUCAUCUCAUCUACCCAUCGUAGCACUAAAGAAACAUGUGCUGUAAUCUUAAUGUACUCAAAUCUGCAGUCUCGCUCACAUGAUUGUAGGAGAGUUUCCUAGUGAAGAUGCCUUAGGCAUGAUAUCGUUUCAGUCUCAGAAAGGGGCUCGUGGCUAGUUGGCGUUGAGCCAUAGACCAACAUGACAGACACACUAUCAUCUCAGCAAUGGAGUAGACAUCUACACGACUCUCAAUACUGUGAACUAGUCUGGCCAGCACCAUCUCAUCCAAUAACCACUACCUUUUACUGCGACUGAACGUUCCUGCAUUGAUCCCACACAAA